CUCCCCUACCUCCACUAUAUAAAUGCUUUACACAGCGCCUUCAUUGCCGAAUCGUUUUCAAUUACGCUCUCAAUCCCAUUACAUUUUUUUUCCUGUAAGCUUUUCAUUUUGUUUUUUUUAUAGCGAGUGAAGAAGAUCGCGGUGACGACUCACUAAAAUUCAAGCUCAACAGACCGGAUUGCAGAGUAAUUUCCUCUUUCUUCUUUGAAAGAGUGAAACGUCUUUGCAUGUCGACUACCCCGCUGAACUGAGUGAUCUCUUCACUCGCUAAUUUUCACCAUUCGGUUUGAUUUCAUUUCUUAUUGUUCUUACUGAAUCUGGCCGGUGAUGAUUGAUAUUUUGAUUUGCCUACAUUGUCUGAUAAUUUUAUGACUGAGAACUAUCUAUCUGAGGCUUAAUUUUGAUUCCUAUUCCUUGCUAUGAUACUUCAAUUUCCAAUGAUUUCGUUUUCAUUUUAAUCUCACUGAUUAAAAUUUCAGUCCGAUUUUCCUUUUGUAGAUUUAGUGAUGCAGUUAUCGAAAAAGAAGAAAAAUCAUAGUCGCAUGAUUUGGAUUCGUAUUUCUAGCUAAUGAUAUUUCAAUUUCCGAUGAUUCCGUUUUCAACUGUGUUCUUGAACUUUUUUUUCAUUUUCACUGAUAAGAAAUCCAUUUCGAAUCUCUUUUUGUUUAUUUUAGGGAUGCAAUUAUCGAAAGUAAAAAGAAUCAUAGCCGCAUGGUUCUGAUUCAUACUCCUGGCUCUGAUAGAUUAUAGAAUUUUAACUGAUUUCCAAAACUAUGCAUACUUGACUGUUUUCUUGAUUGUCGUCACUCAUAGAAUUUCAGUCGGAUGAUGUUUCAGGAAAAUGGGGAAAUGGAGGUUUUAAAUGCUGUUUUCAGUGUUUGAUCUUCAUCUUUAUUGUUCUUGGUCUCCAAACUUUCUGCAAAUCCAUUUUGAUCAUUGAACUUUAUGUUAUAAGAACUAAUUUAAUGCUUUACAGUUACAGUCAGAUUUUUCAUGAAUCAUUGUUUAUUUGUUCAGCUGGAUUCGAGGCUUCAGAUGAUAAUGUUUAGUGAACAGAAUGAGAUUUUACUCCGUGCCUAUUGCUUCAUUACAACAUGAAGAAUUGAGAUUUUAUGUAAAAGUUGAUUAUUUACCUACCAUAUUUUAAUCAUGAUUGGCCAUUAUAGGAAUUAAAGAACGAUUAACAAGUUUGGUCCAAAUAAGGGAUUUUAUGCCUCAUUUGAGAUUGUGCCUCCAUGAAGAGUUUAGUCACCACCUGGUGUUUGGUGUUCAGGUUCUUGAAAUUGAGGAGGAUAACUUGUUUAUUUUGAUGGAUUCUUCUAUGACCCGUGAAAUGUAAAUAAAAUGCUUAAUGAAAGCAUUGAGUAAAUUAGGUAUAUAACAUAUGAACCCAAUUGCAACAUUAAGGCAAAAAGAUACUAUAACCCAAUUUCAACAUUGAGAGAAAUCUUCAUAAUUAGUUUCGUAUUUUUUGUACUAUUAGUGUACUUUAGUUGCUUAUGAAAUGCACCUUAGUGUUUUUUUUUUAUUUAACUAUUCUAAGAUGAGUUUCAUUAAAAUAAUUAACCACAAAUCAAGUCCUCAUUAAGAGUAGAGGAUAUCCAAUUUUGUACUCAAUUUUGGAAACAAGACAUUACUCUCACAAAACCUCAGUCUUCAACACAGGAGGAAACAAUAUGAGUAUUAAAAAGAGUAAAAAACAGCUUAUGUAAGAGAGUGAUCAAUUAAUGACAUGUUUGGAAGUGGUUUAAUAAUGGUUAAAAUCAUUCAAUGAUGAACAUAGAUUAGAUAUUGAAUUGAUUAUAAGUGAUUUUUAACCCAAGUGAUUUUCAUAAUUGGAUUGGAUAGCCUCACCUUUCCUUUAGUGGCCCUCUACAGAUGAAUUGUUAAUGGUGUCUAUGUACUCGCUUCAUCUUUAUAAUUGUUUUAUCAAUAUUUGGAAGAACAAAAAUUAUUUUUCUAAGACUAGCAUGAUAUACACCACCACAACCAACCACAUACAAAACCCUUAAUCAAAGGGGGAAUACUAUGUGAGAAGUUGGGAGAUAACCUAACAAAAACCUAACUGUUAAGAGAUGGGUAAAGCCAUGACAGAACAGCUAUUAACUAUUUUCUUGGGAAAAUUCGGUGGUUAAGCCUUUUAUGACCAUUUUCUUAUAGAUCUAUUAUUUUGUAAGCCUUUUCCAGAUUUAGUUCUUUUAUGUUUGACUUGAAAAUUUAUCUUUCAAAUUGGUUUUUGGCUUUUACCCAUGAUUUUCAUCAUUUAAAAAAGGAAACGUUUGAACUUUUUAAAAAAUUACUUGCUUUAGCUUUUCAAUACUCAGCUUGGAUUUUGUAAACCAUAAUAGAAAUGAAUAUUAAAGUAAAGAAAACUAAUAGGUGCUAAAGAAAAAUAAAUAAGUAAACAAACCUUUUUAAAAAUUAGAAGUCAGAUGGUUGUCAACAAAAUUGUAUCAAGCCAAAUAUCUAAAAUUUAGAAACUUGUAAGACACAAAACCUAUAUACAUUUUAAAGACUCGUAGACCUUUCUCUUCAUAACUAAUCGCAUUACAAAAAAAUUCCAAUUUUCAAAACUGAAAUUUUAAUAAUGGAAGGGGUUUUGAGCAACUGGCUCUUUAUUUUAUUUUUCUUUUAAAACCAUUUUGUGUGAAAGAUGAGCCCUAAUGAGAAGUCGUGGGCUCAAAGGGAUGGGCCUAUAGGAAAAGAGAUGGGCAAGAGGUAUAGGCAGCUAGUUCCUACCCUAGAAUAGGGUUCUACCUGGUUCAGACCGUUUAUAACAACCACGAACCGAACCGAACCUAACAAACUAAAUUUUUUAAUACGGAAUAAACUGGCAAAACUUAAAAGAAAGAGAAAAAUGAAAACCGGUCCAAGUGAGUUGGACCGUCUUGGUUUCUCAGUUUUUCGAUUAUUAUCAUCAUUUUUAGAAAUUCAUGAUGUGGAGUCAAAAAUCAUAAUGGAAAGUACUUUUGGAAACACUUUACGUUGCUUUAUAAAAAGUUUUAAGUUAGAAUUAGGAAGCACUUUCCGUCCAACUGCUUGACUGGAAAGCACCUUAGAAAGAAACAAACUGUUUACACCAAACAUGAAACAUUCCCCAUUCUAAUUUGAUGCUUCCUCCUCUUCAUUUCUGCCCUAAUUUCUCAUUUCUUCUUUCUCUACUCCAUUUUUUAUUCUCUUAAGUUCUCAUUUCAGUGAAAAUACUGAGAGGAUGAAUUGCUGCUGCUGGGUCACAGGGAAAAUAAAUGUCCAGGAGUUUAGCUACUAGCGAUGAAAAAGAGAGGCAAACAAAGGCUGUUUGGGACGAUGUUACUGUUGAUUCAUUCAUAAAUGUUUGUGUUACCGAGACAUUAAAUGGGCAUAGACCUCGUGGUUAUUUUACGAAAAUUGGAUGGAGGAAUGUAGUUAAGAACUUCUAUGAAAGGACUGGAAGAAAUUAUGGGUACAAGCAACUUAAGAACAAAUGGACAACACUCAAGAAAGAUUGGCAAGUUUGGAAUGAUUUGAUUGGAAAUGAAAAAGAAAUAGGAUGGGAUCCUCUAAGGCAAACCAUUGAUGCAACUAGUCAAUGGUGGGAUCACAAAUUAAAGGAUCUUCCUGAGGCAGCCAAGUUCCGAGCAAAAGGACUACAAAAUGUGGAGCUCCUGAACAUUCUUUUUAAAGAUGUUGCAGUCAGUGGAGGAGCUUGGGCCCCAACCCCAUCUCAAGUUGUUUUACGCAAGGCUACAAGUGAUGGGAUUGAAGAUUAUAAUGAUGACACAACAGGAGACACAAAGUUCAACAAUGUUGAAAGUAACACGAAUGAAGUUAAUACUAGUGCUACUUAUACUCAAGGGAGUGAGAAAAGGAGGAAAAAAGUAGAUUCAAAGGUUGGAUCGCCUUGUAGAUUGUUUGGUGCAUUAGAUCGUCUUUGUGAUGUCAUAGAAUAUAGAAGAAGAGAUUUACCAGGAUGUAGUACUCUUGAAGUAAUGGAAACUUUAAGAGGCUUACCUGGAAUUAUAGAAGGUGAUGAGUUGUAUAUGAAGGCUGCAGAUAUCCUUAUCAAAAGAGAAAAUAGAGAAAUGUUUGUUGCAUUACGAAAGCCGGCGAUACAAAUUACAUGGCUUAAGCAAAAAAGGGUUUGACAUUAUACUAAUUUGACAAUAAACCUUUUAAAAAAAUUUUGAUUGUUAGCCUUAGUGGAAGACUUAGUUUUGUUUUGUUCUUCCAUUGCCAUUAGAUCUCUUUGUCUUGUUAGAUAUAAUACUAUCAGAUUAUACAACAGUUUUAGUGAAGUGUAAGAGAUUAUGAGA
This is a messenger RNA of Benincasa hispida (wax gourd), 4292 nucleotides long. RefSeq names its product L10-interacting MYB domain-containing protein-like. The record is from RefSeq and is a predicted model, not a curated record. NCBI's taxonomy places the organism in Eukaryota, Viridiplantae, Streptophyta, Magnoliopsida, Cucurbitales, Cucurbitaceae.